AGUUCAGUGUUCUGGCUGACUGAAUUUUGGCUGAGGUGUAGUCCCAUACGCCCAGCAUCUAGCUAGUAUUGUACUUGGUUGGGUAACUUAAACAAUUAGGAGGCAAGCUGUGCCUACAUUGAAUUGCUGCUGUUUGUUGAGAAACACCAUGCUGGGAGCUGCUGUUGAUUUGCAGAGAUACAUGUAAGAAGAGACGGUGUGUCUGUCAGGCAGAACUGCUAUACAUUCAGGAUGGGCACAAGGUCAGAAGAUUACAGUGUGGACUUCAGCCCAUCGAUACAUGAAUUUUUGGAUCCAAGAGGUAGUUAUGGUGUAAGGAAUUUUCACCGUGGUCCCAAGGCCCUCCAUGCAAACAACAGACCUAAGUUCAGGGCUGGUGAGCCUUCUGCUGGAUUUUCCUGGCUUCUUAUCUUGGCAGUGGUGGCCGUCACUGUUGUUAUCCUAGCUCUUAUCAUCGGCGUUCCUUUGGCUGUCAUCUUUGGAGUCGUCUUGCCAAAUUCCUCAACAGAACCUGCAACACAAGCAACCACCACAGUUGUUACCACUACUGUCACCAGAGCACCAACACAACCUAGGCCUACAGUUGCUCCACCCCGAAGGGUCCUUCAAGUGUUGUGUCCGGCCAACAUCAACAUGGGCACGGAUGACGGCCAAGCUUAUGCAGUCAGCAACUGGAGUCUGCCGACUGUGCUUAGCCCGACGGGACAAGUGCAGAUGACAUCGACUGCCCAGCCGAACUCGCAGUUCCCUAUUGGGACCCACAGCGUUCAGUACACUGUGACAGAUGCCGCAAACAAUAGGGGCACCUGCUCUUUCCUGGUCACAGUUUUCGAUGAUGAUCCUCCCUCCAUUCAAUGCCCGCCUAACAUGACUGUACCCACUGACCAGGGAUCACGUUCAGCACGUGUGAACUUCACACUUCCGAUUGUCACCGAGAAUUCCAAUAUCCCAGUGACGUGGUACAUGACCGAUAGACCAGGGGACCAUUUCUUAAUUGGUCGGCAUCCAGUCACCUUUGUCGUGCAAGAUGGGGCCAACAACGAGGGCAGGUGCACCUUCAUCAUUUGUGUUGAAGAUCGUGAAGGCCCACGUGUCACCUGCCCUGGUGACAUCACAGCAUUCACUAACAGCCCUUUGGGCAGUGCGCAAGCAACCUGGCCUUUGCCCACCGCCUUUGACAACAGCCUGACUUCAACCCAGAGCAUGUGUUUUCCAGCGAGCGGGUCUUUGUUCUUGUAUGGCUUGACCUCCGUGAACUGCUCAGCCAGCGAUAUUGCAGGGAACUCUGGAACCUGUAUGUUUAAAGUCAACAUACAAUUCAAUGAUACACAGCCACCUGUAUUCGCUGGAUGUCCUGGUGACAUCCAACAAAAUGCCACCAUGAAUAUGUCCAGCGCUGUGGUGACAUGGGUCUCGCCAACUACCUCCGAUAACUCACUUGAGCCACCCACCGUGACCUCUAACAUACAGGCCAAUACAUCGCUAUUGAUUGGAACUUAUGUGGUUAUGUACACUGCUGAGGAUGCGGUUGGAAAUGUGGCCACGUGUAAAUUCACUGUGGAAGUAAUAGAUGUCGAAGAUCCAGUCAUCACGUGCCCAGCUGACUUCAGUAAUAACACCAAUGAUGGACAGGCCUAUGCCAUUGUCAGUCUGCCAGCCCCUACCACAAGCGAUAAUUCUGUGACAAACUUGACAGUUACUACUAACCCGUGUGGGCCGUCACCCACCCUCAAUAUUGGCAACAAUGUGGUCGUCUAUACUGUCAGAGAUAAUAGUGGGAACAUUGCGUCAUGUAAUACUACAGUCAUGAUCUUAGAUAACGAGCCUCCUAAGAUUAUGUGUCGCUCGGUCUACACAGUACGGGCAGAUCAAGGGCAGUCCUUUGGCAAUGUCAGCCUUCCACCCCCUGAAUUGCUGAUCGACAAUUCAGGGGGAGACAUUGGCGUCACUACCUCACCGGCCAACAACAGCAUGCUGGACAUUGGGAUGAACUCCGUCGUGUACACUGCAACGGAUCCAUCAGGGAACAUGGCAUCGUGUAAUCUGUCUGUCUCAGUAGUGGACUUUGAAACGCCAGAUUUGUCCUGUCCGGAUGAUGUCAACACCACCACCGAUGCUAGGAUGCCCACUGCACGGGUCAACUUCACAGCCACAGUCAUUGAUAAUUCGGGCAUCUCUGCUGUUGCGUCAGACUACCCUUCUGGAAGUGCAUUUCCCAUCGGUGAUACACUGGUGACAUUCAACGCCACAGACACUGCAGGGAACAGGGCCACCUGCAAUUUUACCAUCACAGUUCGAGAUGAGGAAGAUCCAGAAAUCACAUGCCCGGCCCACCUCAGUCCGAACACUGACAGUGGGCGAGCCACUGCCACAGUCGAUCUACCUAAUGCCGUGACAACGGACAACUCCAUGACAAACCUGAGUGUCACCACCGAUCCUUCUGGGUCACUCACCCUUAAUAUCGGUAUCCACACUGUCACGUACACUGUUACUGAUGAGAGUGGGAAUUCAGCAUCGUGCAACAUCACUGUCACUGUUAGAGAUGUGGAGCCCCCAACAGCAUUGCCCCCGCCUAAUUUUGAAAUACCGACUGACCCUGGGAAAGCCUACGCUACGGUCAGCCUUCCGCUGCCGACCAAUGUGAUCGACAAUUCUGGAGGGGAAGUAACCAUCACAACAUCACAGGCCAAUAACAGCAUCCUGGACAUUGGGCCAAUCCAAGUCACAUACAAUGUGACAGACCCCUAUGGGAACAACUAUACAUUCACAAUUGUGAUCACAGUCGUAGACGAAGACCCACCUGUUCUGAUCUGCCCGGAUGAUAACAUCACUUUCACAGAUGCUGGCCAAGCAUUUGCCACUGUGACAUUUGACCCACGGAACCUGACUGACAAUGACCGAAACAUGCCCAACCUGACGGCUGACCCCACUGGGAACAUGUUCAACAUAGGAUCCACCAAUGUCACUUUGACGGCACGAGAUCGCUCCGGCAAUAUGAAAAACUGUACAUUCACUAUCACUGUUCAAGAUAAUGAAGAUCCAGACAUCUCAUGUCCAGCCAGUUUCAACCAAAGUGCUGAUAAAGGUCAAGCAAACACCACAGUCAUCUUCCCUAGUGCCACAGCAAGUGACAACUCCAUGACAGUGACAGUCACCUCCGUUCCGUCUGGAUCGGCUACCCUCAGUAUUGGCAGGCACACUGUAAUAUAUACAGCCAUGGAUGAUAGCCGUAAUGCAGCUCUCUGUAAUCUGACAGUCACAGUCGUAGACAUGGAGCUGCCAACAGCAACACCCCCACCUAAUUUUGAAACACUGACUGACCCUGGGAAACCCAGUGCUGUAGUUAGCCUUCCAUUGCCAACCAAUGUGAUGGACAAUUCUGAAGGGGAGGUAAACAUCACAACGUCACCGGCCAACAACAGCGUGCUGGAUAUUGGAACCAACAAGGUCACGUACAUGUUGACAGACCCAUCUGGAAACACUCUCACAUUUAAUAUCAGUGUUGUAGUUAGAGAUGAAGAGCCACCUGUCUUGACAUGCCCGGAAGACAACGUCACUUCCACGGAUUUGGGGGAAGCAUUUGCCAAUGUGACAUUCCAGCCAAAGAACCUGACCGACAAUGAUGGGAAGAUACCCAGCCUGAUGUCCAAUUUUUCUGGGAAUUUGUUCAGUAUAGGGUCGACCAUCGUCACCCUGAUAGCGGAAGAUGGUGCCGGAAACAUGAACAAUUGUACAUUCACCAUUACUGUCCGAGAUAUUGAAGAUCCGGACAUCAUGUGUCCAGCCAACUUCAACAGAAGUGCCGAUAGGGGUCGAGCGAACACCACUGUCAUUUUGCCUAACGCCACAGCAAGUGACAACUCCAUGGAAUCAGUGACAGUCACAUCCGUCCUGUCCGGGGCGGUUAUCCUCGGUAUUGGCAAUCACAUGGUCACAUAUGCUGCCACGGAUACUAGCAAUAACACAGCAAUGUGCAAUCUGACAGUCACCAUCACAGAUAUGGAGCUUCCAACGCUGACCCCACCUUUGGACUUUGAGGUGCUGACUGAUCCUGGGAAACCCAAUGCUAUAGUUAGCCUUCCAUUGCCAACCAACAUAAUGGACAAUUCUGGAGGGGAGGUAAACAUCACAACGUCACCGGUCAACAACAGCAUGCUGGAUAUUGGAACCAAUGAAGUCAUGUACAUGGCAACAGAUUCAUCUGGGAACACUGUCAUGUUCAGCAUAAAUGUUACAGUCAUAGAUGAAGAACCACCCGUUCUGAUAUGUCCGAAUGAUAACGUCACUUCCACGGAUGCAGGCGAAAUAUUUGCCACUAUUACAUUGCAACCCCGGAACCUGACUGAUAAUGAUGGGAACCGUCCCACACUGAUGUCCAAUGCCUCAAGCAACAUGUUCAAUAUAGGUUUGACCAUCAUCACUCUGACGGCUGAAGAUGGCUCUGGAAACACAAACAACUGUACAUUCACCAUUACUGUCCAAGACGACGUACCACCAACGCUGGAGUGCCCCUCUGAAGUCAUAGUGUACAGCAACCAUCUCUCUAUACCGUUGCAGUUUUCAGGAGUGGCCACUUGGACCGUCAAUGUUAGUGACAAUUCACGUUUGCCGUUGAUGAGGAAUGACUCCACUCACCAAUCAGGAUCAGUCUUCAACGUAAGCUCCACGACUGUCACACACACUGCGGUGGAUGCCUUCAACAAUUCACAGCAGUGCUCCUUCAAUGUCACAGUUGUUGGAUUUCAGAAUACUUUGUGCACCUCAUCAACUUCUCUGAAUUUAACGGAAUUGAGCGGGACAGGUGUUGGAUACUUCGUGUUAUCCCCAUCAUAUGACGUUGGCUUGCCCUAUCCAAACAUGCAAGAAUGUAUCCUGCGUGUUUCAGCCCCAUCUGGUAGCCACGUACGUAUGAGGUUCAUCACGUUUGACACUGAACUGUCCGACCUUCUGACAGUUGGCAGUGGCCUGGAUGAAACUGACCGGACCACUUCUCUGGCAGUGUAUUCCGGUAUGCUGCCUGCUAUAACCAAUGGCUCCAAUCACGCCAAGGAUCGCGUGUUUGAUGGCGACUCCAUCUGGCUAAACUUCACCUCCGAUGUCUCCACUCCAAAACCUGCCAGUGGGUUUCUGCUGCAGUUGUACUCCACCACAAAUCCACGUGACUUAUACCCAGAUUCCUAUUCAUUCUGUGCUGAGUUUGAUGGUUUCCCUUGCCUAAACGGAACAUGUGUUAACAUUUCCAAGCGAUGCGAUGGCUCCAAUGAUUGCCUGAGUGGAGAGGAUGAAGUGAACUGCCCACCAAGUUGUCAGAUGGAGUUGACUGAAAAUGUAGGCUUCACACUAGAUGGUGUAAGUCACAUCGACAUAGUGUCUGUUAACUACCCUGGAGAGUAUCGGCCAUGCAAUGCUAGCUGGAAUAUCGAUUCUACCAGUGUUGUAUCACUCCGCCUUGUUGUCAUGGACAUUCAACUUGGCGCCGGUGACAGGCUCUAUGCCAUCAAUCAAGCCACAGGGUCACAGGUCACCCCUGACAUCGACUCACCAAUCAGCUUGCACCUGACAAAUGGCACCAGAUUCGCCCUAGUGUUUGUCAGUGGUGGUGGAGUUGGGCGGGGUUUUUGGGUCCGAGUGUGGCGAUACACAUCUGCUGGAUCGAGUUUCGAUUUCCCUGCAUACUGUGAAUUGGCUCUUCAUGGGGUUCAGUGUGGCGAGGACCAGUGUUUACAAGGCAGAACUAGGUGUAACCGUUAUAAAGAUUGUGCUGCCAACAACGAUGAGCAUAUGUGUGGCCAAACUGCAGAUUGCGGAAACACCAUCAUCAGUCUUGGAGGUCCGGGCAGCACAUACACCCUUACUUCUUUCAACUACCCGGCUGACUAUGUGACGGGCAUCAACUGCCAGUACAUGGUGACCACAUCGGCUGCCAAGAUCCGAGUCAGCUUCCGUGAUGUGGAGAUUGAUGUGGGGACAACUGACUAUCUGCACAUUGGCAAUGGGGACACCGUCAGUGAUGCCACAGAACUCCUGUGUCUGAACAACUUCUUCCUACCAGCAGAUUUGGUAUCCGAUGGCAACCAGCUAUGGAUUCAGUUUAUGAGUGAUGGCUUCAUCAAUAGACGUGGGUUUUGGAUCGAACUGGUGGCAGAGUAGCAUCAAUAUGAUUACUGGAGCUCAAACAAGAUCCUUCCAACCCUGUUCCUUCAAAGAAUCACGCACAAUGAAUCUUUAUCAGAAGUCUCCCUUGGAUGUAGAGCCAAUCGAAUGAACUCUGGGAUUCCCUGUUUAACUUAUGGACCAAAUAGUUUGUGCAGUACGCGUCCCACCAUGAAGUCCACAUCUUAUCCAGUGCCAAAAAUGAGCUCAUCAGUGGUCUCAACUUAAAGAUUUUUCUUGACGGUGUCAACUCAAAGAACAGGGACACAUAAACUUGAAGCAUGUUUGUGCUGGGAAGAAUGGGCCUGAAAAUAUUAACACACAUUUCAUGUUUUCAAUAAAAAGUCCACAAAAUCAAAGUGAAACUAUGGAAAUGUGCUUAGCAUCAGCUACUGUAGUUGAGAAUAGUGGUUGAUUUUUGGAAUAAAAUCAAGCACUGGUCAUGGAGGGGAUUUGAGUUUGUGAUUGCUGGUGCACACUUUCAGUGAAAGAGACAACUUUAUUCUUAGACCUUUCUUGAAUUGACCUUUCUAGACCUUGAGCUUGAAUUGAGGUGCCUGACAAAGACUCUCAAUUCACCAAAGUCAAAAAGGUUUGGAAACCUUUCGUGCGACAAUUCCCUUAGAGGCCAUCUCAACGUUUACUUCUUACGCAAAUAUAUUAGAAAUACCAUUUUAUACUUAAAGUUUCUGUAAACGUAUUUCUCAGCUCGUUUUGCUUGUUCAAUUUUGUCUUCAGGUGAUCUGAGCAGUAUUUUACACAGAGCAGUUCUUAAUCAUUGCACAGCACUUGCAUGAUUGGUGUUUUACCUGAAGUACACUCAUACAUAUUUAUAAGCUUAUUUGCAUGACUGCUAACCCUUUGACUUUGCUUAUAAAAGUGUUAACACAUUUCCCAGUGAAGUAUGCACAUAUAUACAGAGUGCAUACACUGAGUUUGAUUGUGUAAAUAUUCUACGUUUAAGCAUCAUUUAACUGGAAUUUGUAAAAACGCAGAAAUGCUGACCAAAGUGUAGCUGAUGCAUGUAAUUAUUGGCACUCAUUGGGAGGAACAAUUUCAACAAGAGUUGGCUUCAAAGUAGACAGAAACAUUCUCAGUUGGACUUUUCACAGAAUUGAUGAAUGUGGCUAGAUUGGGUAACAACUGCAAGAAAAUGGCUAAACCUGGAUGAUUCAAUCUAAAAAUUUACAAACUCCAGGAAAUUCUGAAACCUUUCAAUCCGGUGAAGCACAAAUAUAAGACUUUCAGUGUAAAUUACAGAAUUAUAUGCUACUAAAGAUAUUCACUAAAUUGCAGCUGCUUACUAAGAGAUGUGUAAAGAUCUAUGACAUGAUCUUUAACAGGCUUUGUUUUAGUUCUUUGUGGGAAAUUACAAGUAAGUUUUGAGGACCAAUCUGACGGGUUUGGGGACUGAGAGAUACCGGUAGUUUCUGUUUUUGUGUUAAUAACUAUAUUCAUGAAAGCCACUAAGCUGGCAUCAAAAAGAAUCGUCAGCUUUGUGUUUUGAGUUAAACAUUUAAUUUGUUGUGGGAAUUUAAUGUUGUCAAAGCUCUCAUCUUUAUGCAUUCUUGUGUGGCUUCAGUUUGUGGUAAUAAGUCAGUGUUCAAUAUUUUUAUUUAAUCAGACUUUUUAAUAAUAGACAGCAUCCUUGAAUUUGGGUCUAACAUUGCCAAUGCUGAUUCACUAACUUGAUGUGCUGACAUAAAACUAACCUCCUGUGGAAAUUGAUGAAGCAUUCUAUUUGAGAAUAGAAUUAAGUCUCCAUGGAAUACCUCAGAAGGCAGGUGUACUGGUUACUACAGAGUCAGUAUUUUGGUCUACAAAAACUCUCCCACAGAUUCUGCUUGAUUUCAAUCAUUGAUUAAGUUAACCUUAAAAAGUAGUUCCAUUGAUGUGCAAAAUUUGUUGAAUUUCACAAACACAUUUUCAAAGUACCUCUUCAUGGAAGGUUUGAACCCAGCUCGAUAGCACUAGUGCUUGGGCAUUACACUCAGAACCAGUUUUGAUAGACAUACUAUUUAGGUUGUUACAGGCAUAGUACUUUUGGCUGUACUCAGCAAGACAGAAAAAAAUAACACAUGCCAUGUGACUAGUUCUCAGCCAAUCAAGAAACAGAAUCUGUGGGUAAGGAUCUGUUAUAAAUAGGAUAAGGUGAAAAGACAGAAUCAAGUUCAAAUGCACUUGUAAUCUUAUGAGCACUUGUAAUCUUAUAUCAUGUAUUCAAUAAUGUGAAAAUCUGAAGCACAGUUAAAUUUGAACGAUACAUCUGUGAAAUCUACAGCUUGGUUUCUCAUUUAAAAAUUUCAUUUAUUAUAUUGCUUGACGAUCAGUGCCCAAGGUAUUACUGUUCCUAGAAAACUGUCACAUACAUGUAUCACCUACAAAUGUAAAAAAUCAUGAUCCCAACAGGAAGGUUUGGCUUUUUCAUGAACCUUCUUGAGGCCACACUAACUUAUAAAAGUCACUGUAAUAAUGCUGACAAAAUGGGCACUGUUGUGGAGGACGAAAAGUGGCCAUCUGCUUUUCUGCUAUCAGAAUGGUAGAAAAGCAGGUUUUAUGUUCUGGUAACAUGGAAUUUCGACUUUUCUACUUUUCUGCCAUUUCAAAAAGCAGAAAGCAGAACCUGCAACUGAUUAUACUUAUUAUGUCUACAAAUAUUGACUGCUACAUGGACAAGGUGUGAGCUUAGUAUUCAGAAUCAGAAAAGUGCAUUCUCAAAAUCAAAUAUGUCGAAGGUCACAGGAGAACAUCAAAAUGUGUACGCUCGGUCAGCUGUAUCACAGUAUGAUGUGACCUGUGUGAGGGCCAUUAUGUGCCAACUCAAACACAAUGAACAUGUUCAAACUGGUGUAACAUUGGGCUCUUUGUUCUUGAGUGACGCCACCUUCCUGAAAUACCUAACUGGCCCAUUGUUAAUUACUGACACCAGGCUGCCUCUCCAGGCUUCUGAAUACUAUGCAGUUGAAGUAUAAGGAAAAUAAAGCUUUCAGAAUUUACACAAGA
Molecule: messenger RNA, 9156 nt
Organism: Acanthaster planci (crown-of-thorns starfish)
Lineage: Eukaryota; Metazoa; Echinodermata; Asteroidea; Valvatida; Acanthasteridae
Product: hyalin-like
Molecular function (GO): protein binding
Source: RefSeq, a predicted model, not a curated record